AUGGACCUGAUCACUCUAACCGUCCCGUUAACGUGCCUUGCGAUUGGUCUGUGCGUCACUUCGUUGGUAUUGCCCAAGUGGAGUUGCGGCGGAUUUUUCACAACAUGCGUUUUCACCCUCCUGCACAUCAUUGUCUUGGGCCUCAUCAUUGGUGGUUUGGGCUUGCUUACUCUCAUCUUCAUAAUCGACAUCUGCGGGGCGUGCCGCACAAAAUGGGUGCCUGGACCGCUGUGCACCUCCUACAAGAUGAUCCUAACAACACUCGCAGCUGGAUGCCUUCUGAGUGGAAACCUGCUCUACGCGGUGUUCUACGUGAAGUCUUGGUCGUUCAUUCUUUCCUACUCUGGUGCCGUCAUCGCGGUUCACGUGGUUGUGAUCUCGUUCUUUGGGUCCCGUUGCUGCCAUAACAACUAG
Messenger RNA from Mesocestoides corti, 414 nucleotides. The record is from the annotation of a GenBank genome assembly. Lineage: Eukaryota; Metazoa; Platyhelminthes; Cestoda; Cyclophyllidea; Mesocestoididae.